AUGCUGUCUUCCAGACCUACUUCCUGCGCGUCUCCCAGUCCAGACGGGGAGAACCCAAGUAGGAAGGUCCAGUGGACUUCCGAGAGGAGGAGGAGAACGUCGUCCACAGACUCAGAGUCAAGGUCCCACUCGGACCCCUCCAGGGUGCCCAGGUCCCGGAGGUCCAGCCGGCUGACGGUGAAGUACGACCUAGGGCAGCUGCAGCGCUGGCUGGAGAUGGAGCAGUGGGCGGAUGCUCAGAUUCAGGAGCUCUUCCAGGAUGAGCCAGUGUCUGCUGACAUUGAGAUUGACCUGGAGGCGCUCAUGGAACUCUCCACAGAGGAGCAGAAGACUCAGCUGGAGGACCUUCUCCGAAACUGUCCCCGCCCCACGGAGCCUUUCAUCUCAGAGCUGCUCAGUCAACUCAAGAAGUUCCGGAGACUCAGCCGGCCUCAGAAAUAAGCCUGGAGACACGAUGCUUUGCCAGGCCUCCCUGAACCUCUGCAUCCCAGCUGAGGGACACAGUGCCUUGGGACACCGAGGACA
Molecule: messenger RNA, 525 nt
Organism: Lepus europaeus (European hare)
Lineage: Eukaryota; Metazoa; Chordata; Mammalia; Lagomorpha; Leporidae
Gene: PPP1R14D
Product: protein phosphatase 1 regulatory inhibitor subunit 14D
Exons: 4
Coding region: 1-441 (146 amino acids)
Biological process (GO): regulation of phosphorylation
Cellular component (GO): cytoplasm
Molecular function (GO): protein serine/threonine phosphatase inhibitor activity
Source: RefSeq, a predicted model, not a curated record